AUGCUCCGGGUGGGGACCCUUUUUGACCAAGCGCGGCCGAGGAGCUUUGCUUUCUUCCUCACCACAUCCAACGCCAUGAACGGCAUUCGCCAGGUCCAGCAGCUCAACAAGCGUGAGCUUGAAAAUGCCAUACCUCCGGAGGCAUCAUGGCAUGCAGACUACCGCGACACAGCAUACAUCUACAUCGGCGGACUCCCAUUCGACCUUUCCGAGGGUGAUAUCGUGACAAUCUUCUCGCAGUACGGAGAGCCAGUCCAUGUCAACUUGGUCCGCGAUAAGGAAACCGGCAAGAGCCGUGGCUUCGCGUUCCUCAAAUACGAGGACCAGCGCAGCACAGAUCUUGCAGUCGACAACCUCGGCGGUGCAACCGUCAUGGGUCGUAUGCUGCGAGUGGACCAUACACGCUACAAGCGGCGCGAUGACGAGGAAGAGGAUAACAACGUCGCAAAGCUGAUGGGCGAUGCGGCAAUCGACGAAGGCCACCGGAUCGAAGACGGUGACCGUAGGCGGAGAAGAGGCAGCGCUGACAGAGAGGAGCGACGGCCUAUGUUGAAGGAGGAGAAGGAACUCCAGGACCUAAUCCUCAACCACGACGAGGAAGAUCCCAUGAAGGAAUUCCUCAUUGAAGAGAAGAAAGAAGAGGUGGCGCUCGCAAUUGAGAAGAAGUCUUCACGGCGCCGCGACAGCAGAGAACGGUCCAGUCGGCAUAGUCGCCGGCAUCGAUCUCGGUCGCGCGAGCGCAGGCAUCGCGAUGAACGCUCGCCUGGUCGAGAGAGGAAAUCUCGGCGCCGCUCACCGGAAAGAGAGGAAAAGUCUAGAAGAGACCGGUCGGCAGACAGGUCUCGCUCGCCUGAAUCCCGGAGACAUCGCAGUGAUCAAGACAGACAUGAUCGUCGUCGCUGA
Penicillium cinerascens is the source of this 903-nucleotide messenger RNA. RefSeq names its product IST3 family RNA-binding protein. Gene Ontology annotation, biological process: mRNA splicing, via spliceosome. The record is from RefSeq and is a predicted model, not a curated record. Gene Ontology annotation, molecular function: RNA binding. The transcript is spliced from 2 exons. The coding region runs from base 1 to 903 and encodes 300 amino acids. Gene Ontology annotation, cellular component: precatalytic spliceosome; catalytic step 2 spliceosome; U2 snRNP. Lineage: Eukaryota; Fungi; Ascomycota; Eurotiomycetes; Eurotiales; Aspergillaceae.